GGUGAAUCCCAAGAGGACAUCAGGGUGCCCCGCAGUUUCGCAACUUCUUCGAGCACUCUCGGCCUCUGAACGCAGCCCAUUGUGGCUCAAAGACCAUGGCUGAGGAGUCCCCAUCCCCCCGCAUGUCGCCUUUGAAGCGCCUGGGCUGGCUCUGCGACCAGCUCUGCGGGGCGGCCGCCCAGCGCCGCGCCGCCUCGCGGGUGCUAACCCAGGCGCGGGCGCGCUGCGUGCAGCUCCGGGAGGGCCACUUCUCGUGUGCCGCGGUGGUGAACUUGACGCAGGAGCCGGACGAGGACGUGCCGCUUCAGCAUCUGCGGGCGGCAGAGCAGCACCUGGCGGCGGUGGAGCGAUGGCUGCGGGGGGAAGGCUCGGAGAACUCCACGGCGAAGGCGGAGCGGCUGGCGCGGGAGCUGGGCCUCGAGGGCGGCGGCCCGGAGGCCCCGGAGGCGGAGGAGUUCUUGCGGGUCUUCCCGGAGCAGCUGGGAGGGGAGAUCUUCAUCCGGGCGCUCACGGGCUCGGUGAAGGUACGGAACUUCCGGCACCCAGG
Messenger RNA from Effrenium voratum, 547 nucleotides. NCBI's taxonomy places the organism in Eukaryota, Dinophyceae, Suessiales, Symbiodiniaceae. The record is from the annotation of a GenBank genome assembly.